Messenger RNA from Pipistrellus kuhlii (Kuhl's pipistrelle), 1333 nucleotides. It is a transcript of the gene HAUS7, whose product is annotated as HAUS augmin like complex subunit 7. Gene Ontology annotation, cellular component: HAUS complex. Bases 55 to 1203 code for a protein of 382 amino acids. The transcript has 10 exons. The record is from RefSeq and is a predicted model, not a curated record. Gene Ontology annotation, biological process: centrosome cycle; spindle assembly. Gene Ontology annotation, molecular function: microtubule minus-end binding. Lineage: Eukaryota; Metazoa; Chordata; Mammalia; Chiroptera; Vespertilionidae.
GUGAUUGGCAGCAGCGCCGGCCUGUGAGCCCGGGCGCCACGAAGAGCGUGAAACAUGGCCGAGCUGGGUGCUGCCGCUGGUGCUGCUGCUGGUGCUGACGCUGGCGCUGCCGCGGGCGGGGAUGCCGCCGCCGGCGCUGGCGGAGGCUGCUACUGCCCCGAGAACCUGGCUGAGGAGAGAGAGUCUAAGCUGGCCAUCGACGUGUUUGAGAAGCUGAAGGACCUCCAAUGCCCCUUAAUGAGGGGUCUUCACAUCAAACAACCGGAGACUGUGAAACAACUGCUGUGUACUCCCUCGAAGUACCGCAUGGAUAUCCUGCAGUGGAUGUAUACACGGGCCUGUCCCUCCUCGGCACCAGUUCUUAACCCAGCAAGCAGGACCCCAGAGGAAGCGAAGAUCCAGGUGAUGCUGUCAGUGAGCCGUGAGCUGAUGCUGAUUGGGCCGGUUACCUCGGACAUCCUGUUGGGCCGGGGCGGCACCCUGGAGCAGCUGCGCGUCAUGGAAGAGCUGCUGGACGCGGUCCGGAGCAUGGCCACCGGAUGCCUCAUCAUGUCCAGUGUGGAGAGGCAGUUCAAGAAGACCAGGGAGGAGAACGAGAAGAUACUGGGGACCCUCUUCUCCAGCCCCCAUCUGCGCAGUCUCCUGAGACCUGACUGUAAAGCACGUGUGAACACCAGUGUUUACGACAGCAAGAGGAAGGUGAAUGAGGACAAGACUGUGCUAGUGAUGGUCAAGCAGCUGCAGGAGAGCGUGGACAAGCUGGAGCUCCUGCGGGCGGAGCACAAGAGAGCGGUUGGUAGGGGCAGUGCCGAAGCUGGCAUCCUGGAGCAGAAGCUGCGCCUGGUCAUCUCUGACUUCCACCAGCUCGUCCUGGCUUUCCUGCAAGUGUACGACAAGGAGCUGAGCGAGUGCUGCAGCAUGGAUUGCCCCUUCAUCCACCCGCUGGGCCCCAUCAUCGAAACCGUGUGCAGGACUCUGAUUUCCUGCCGCAAACUGCUGAAAGCAGUGUUGGACGUCACUGAAACCUCAUCAGACGCUGUUGAUACUGCGGAGAAGCAGCAGGAGGGUGGGCAGAACUACAGUGCCAACAUGGCGAUGAGUCUGGCCUCCAAAAUGGAAGAACUAAUCCAGAAGUAUAAGCUCUUCAGUGUGAGUCUGAAAAAGAGACUCGAAGAAGGCUUCGAUCUGGAAGUGAUUCUCUGAAGAGGCAGCCGGGGUGAUCGGGGUGACCGAGCCAUCGGCAGGGGAAGCAGUUAUAACCCUCACGUUCUCCAGGCAUAGCCUUCAAAUGCAUGAUCCUUCAGCUCCUUGUGGGGGUGCGGGUGGAAAGGGG